Molecule: messenger RNA, 8329 nt
Organism: Myxocyprinus asiaticus (Chinese sucker)
Lineage: Eukaryota; Metazoa; Chordata; Actinopteri; Cypriniformes; Catostomidae
Product: protein lin-54 homolog
Exons: 14
Coding region: 219-2585 (788 amino acids)
Biological process (GO): regulation of DNA-templated transcription
Cellular component (GO): nucleus
Source: RefSeq, a predicted model, not a curated record
UAUGGGAUGUUAGAGGUGAAAUGGCGCUCGGCGCGGUAUUUUAAACAAUCGUCUUCGUCUGAGAACGGAUGAUCGAAACGAUGCAACAUCGAGUUGGACUAAGCAGUGCACGAUCGAGUGGAAAACUUUGAGGAUUUGACAGCAGUGUUUUGACACACAUCUCGACAGUGUAAGAAGAGUGCUUUGAGCUCGGUGUGCUUUCAGUAACUUUGUGCAAGAUGGAUGUGGUAUCACCUGAGCUCAACAGCCUCCCAGAUGAGAUCAUGGAUACAGAGGCCAUCGCGAUGGAAGAGGAACUCCCUACCAAUCAACUUGCUCCACCUCCCCAAUCAAAAUCAGAGCCGGCACAGGUUCCUAUGGAAACGGAGGUGCCUGAAAUCAUCAGCCUGUGUCCAACCACCACGUCAGAAAUGCAGAUAACCCCGACAUCCACCGAUACUCAGAGCAGCACCAGCUCAGGAACCCAACUCCUCCUCGCUCCCUCCAGCGUUAUGGUUGGCACCACCACCACCACUACAACCACCACCCUCGCCAAAACCACCAGCCUUGCGGUGACCCAGAGCCUCCCCAAAAUCUCCAGCGUUACUGUCCCGGCCAACCACCAACUCAUCAUCAACAAAGUGGCCAACUCCCCCACUGCGGAUGGCAAGGGCCAAAAACUCCUGGUUGCUGGGGUCAGUAAAACAGGGCAGCCCAUUAUGUUGGCCCUGCCCCACUCUUGGAACAAGCCCGCUACAACCCAGGGCGCAGGAGAUGGCAAGGCCCAGCCGACACAGAUCAAAAUGGUGACCACUGUAGGGAAAACUGUGAUGGGAGUGCAGGCUGUGAGCUCAGCCAGUCAGCUACUUGGCACCUCCACACCACUGCAGGCCCAGCAGCUCAAGACUCUUCAGAUCACUAAGAAGCCUCCAGUGUCAACAGCUGGACCAAUGAUCACAAAGCUCAUCAUCACAAAGGCCCUGAACAAUAAAGGACUAACCAAUCCAGCUUCAGUGGCUCCUGUAGUUACUGGACGGGUUGUUACCCAGAGUUCUACAGGAACUUCACCACGCACCAUUACCAUUGGCGAGACGGUCAGCACUGUGCCACAGAAUGUGUCUGGCAACAGCAAAGUCGCCAUCUCACCUCUCAAGUCUCCCAGCAAGCUGACGGUUGUUUCAGUGGCCAGUCAGUCGCCAAACUCUCCGCAGAAGUCUGUGACUCUGCCGCUCAACGUGGCUCUAGGCCAACAGAUUCUCGCUGUUCAACAGUCUGCUGCCACCUCUCCAGCUAAAGCAGGAACCAGCCAGUCCACUGCACAGGCAGUAAAGCCAGUGCAGGCGGUUACGAUAGGAGGGGUGGGCACAUCUCACUUUAAGACCAUCAUCCCCCUUGCCACGCCACCCAACGUACAGCAGAUCCAGGUGCCAGGCAGUCGCUUCCAUUAUGUGCGUCUGGUUACGGCCACCACUGGCAGCAGCACUGCACAGACGGGCGCCAGCACCAACACCAAUCCUUCCAUCCAACCAGCCAAACCUGUGAUGAUGAAUGCCGCGGUACGGAUGUCUGUACCUAUCGUUCCGGCACAGACUGUCAAACAGGUGAUAACCAAACCCUUGACGUCAGCAGCCCAGGUGGUCACUACCAGUCAGACUUCCCAGCGUCUCAUCAUGCCAGCCACACAUCUUCCACAGAUCCAGCCCAACCUUACCAACCUGCCCCCGGGCACUAUGCUUGCCCCGGCACAUGGCUCCGGAAACAUGGGAUAUGCAGUGUUGCCCGCCCCAUACGUUACACAGAUCUCCCAGCCUGCGUUUGUGACUUUGACCAGCAGCUCCACCUUCUCAACAGCUGCACCCAUACAGACACAAGCCAGGCUUUCUCUCAAUGGUUUAUCAUCGUCUGAAGCAACUUCUAGGCAGAGAAAACCUUGUAACUGUACGCGAUCCCAAUGUCUGAAAUUGUACUGUGAUUGCUUUGCUAAUGGGGAGUUCUGUAAUAACUGCAACUGUGUUCAUUGCUUCAACAACCUUGAUCAUGAGAGUGAGAGACUCAAGGCCAUCAAGGCUUGUUUAGACAGAAAUCCAGUGGCUUUUAAGCCUAAGAUUGGCAAAGGCAAAGAAGGCGAGUCUGACAGGAGACAUAGCAAAGGCUGCAACUGUAAAAAAUCUGGCUGUCUGAAGAACUACUGCGAGUGUUAUGAGGCGAAGAUCAUGUGUUCAUCAAUCUGCAAAUGCAUGGGCUGCAAGAAUUUUGAGGAAAGUCCUGAGAGGAAGACAUUAAUGCACCUGGCCGACGCUGCAGAGGUGCGCGUCCAGCAGCAAACCGCAGCCAAAACCAAACUGUCCUCACAGAUCUCAGAUCUGCUCACGAGAACAACACCAGCCAUCACCAGCGGAGGCGAAAAGUUGCCGUAUACAUUUGUAACAAAAGAAGUGGCCGAGGCAACAUGUGACUGUUUGCUGGAGCAGGCUGAGCAGGCGGAGCUUGCCAACCAGCCUCAGGCCAUGGCAGAGCGUCUCAUUCUGGAGGAGUUUGGCCGCUGCCUCAGCAGAAUCAUCAGUUUUGCUGGCAAAUCCAAGGCGGACUGUCCCAUCAACUGCUAGAGCCGAACCUGGUAAAGCCGUGACUGAGAGCCCUAGCAGCGAAUGACUCGGGCCCAAAGCACUGGGGGCCAAACCCCUUUUGCUGAACUUAAGGGCCACUGAGGUCACUUUUACUUGCCCUCAUAUGGAUACACAUGGGGCUAUCCAAUAAAGAGCGACAAACCAGAGCUUCCCAUUGGCCUCUGAAUUUUGUUGGGCAUCCAUCAUGCUGCGGACACGCUAUAUUCAAUAGGGAGGACUGCAGUGCUGCAGCCCUUAUGAAUGGGCUUGCACAAUUUGCUUUCCAGGAAGGGGUUUUAUUUUUAAACAAUCUGUACAAUUUUAAGGUUGAUUAUGGCAUUUGUUUGUCUUUUAAAACUGGAUUUACAUAUUGUCGUUCUCUGUCCUCACAAAAACAUUUGUUUCUUAAUAUUAAUAACCUCAGAAUAUGUUGGGAUACUAAACGAACUUCCCAUGCACAUGUAAUUAGCUGUCAAAUCAUGACUUGUAUACAGUAAGUUGCCUAUACUGUAGCUUCAUUGUAUUUAUUCGCUUGCUGAAGAUUUUUGGCCAAUCCCAAAGCUCUUCUUUUUUUUUUUUUUUUUUUUUUUUUUUUUUUUUAGUGCUUGUAUCAAGUUCUCUUUCAGAAGACAUAGUUCAACAUAAAUAACUCAACCAAUUUGUUUUCAAAGCAUGCAAAAGUUGGGCCAGUUUAUGUUUGCUUGUACUUUCUUGGCAGACAGGUAGAGGGCAGUGCCCACAAGAUUUAAGCAGAGCAUGAAACUGCAGAGCCUCACUGAAAAUCUCAGUACAGGUGUUCUGUACUUUAAAGCUUUAAGUCAAAUUAUUUAAAGGAGAAAGGAUCCAUUUGAAUCUUAUUGAAUUAACUACUUUAUCAAUGUAAAAAUAAUAAAAAAUAAUAACAAUCUAAAAAUAAAUGUCUUGUAAUGAUCAAGUAAUCAUUUUGAAGGCUUUCAAAUGUACUCCUUUAAUAUUUGAAACUUCUUAAUCACGAAGAACCUCUGUAAUGGUGGAAAUUUUCUAUUUUUUAGGUUUGUUUGGCAUUUUUUGAUUCAGUCACUAAACUCUGUUAUUUAGCUCUUAUUUCAUUUUAAAGAGAGAGUUCACCAAAAAAAUUAAAAUCAGUCAUCAUUCACUCACAAUGUUGUCCCAAGCCUUUAUGACUUGACUGACUGACUCUCAGCCAGUCACUGUUUACUUUCAUUGUAUGCAAAAAAGAUGCAAUGAAAGUGAGUGGUGACUGGGGCUAACAUUUUUUUCUGCCAAAUAUUGUUUUGUGUUCCACAGAAGAAAGUCAGUCAUAUGGGUUUGGAACAACAUGAGGGUGAGUAAAUUUUCAUUUUUGGGUGAACUAACCCUUUUAAGACUUUGGUUACAAUUAUCAUUUAUAUUAUAAACUGUAUCAGAGCUUAGUUAAUUGAACCAAAUGUGUCCUUCCCUUACCCACAGUUGGAUUGCUAAAACACAUUUCAAAAACUUGACAAGUUUGUUCGUUAUACCGCAAAAUUCCGAAAGAUUACAAAAAGAAGGGAAAAAAAAUCAAUUUUGCAAAAAGAAAUAAAGCCUAUUUAUAGGACCACUGAUACUUUUGCAUCUAGAUAUUUUCAUAAAUCAAGCAUUUAUGGUAAUACAAAAAAAAAAAAAAAAAAAAAGGUAUAUUCAUAGUAAAAUCAUAGUAAUAAUAUAGGAAAACCAAAACUAUGGUAAUGAAAAAUCAUAAUCCAUUAUGAAAAAAAAAACAAAAACAAAUGGUUACCACAGUGUUACUAUAGUCUCACCAUAGUUAAGUUGUGGUACAAUCAUGGUUUUUAAAAACAAUGUUUCUACCAAAAAAACAACAACAAAAAAAAAGCCCUAAUGAAAAUUAACCAUGGUUUCACUAUAGUUAACCUGUAUAACCAUGUAACCAUAUUUUGUGGUAAGAACCAUGAUUUUAAAAUGGUUACCAUGGUUAAUGUACCACAAAUUUGCCAUGGUGUUACUAUAGAAAAAAAAAUUUUUUUAUAUAUAUAUAUAUAAAACCAUAAUUUUGUCCUAUUACUACAGUUGUACCAUGAGUAUGGUUAAAAUAUGGUUAUAGUUGUAAAAUCAUGGUAGAUUUUGUGGUUAUGGUUUUGCUACAAAUACCAUAGUUCAACUAUAAAUACUGUAGUAAAACCAAACCAUCUAAGUUUUUCAAACAUUGUAUCAGGUUUAUUCAUUUUAGUUGUUUAUAGGCCAUCUUUUGAAGGUUUUCAUAAUUUAUGCUGAUAAAAGGAAUACAAGUGAUCCAGACCCUUUUUUUCCUCUGAAUGCCUAGUAGAUGCAAAUGAUUUUCAGAAGAUAAACUCUACAUGUGUUCAUAUCUUUUUACAUUGCCAAUGCCACACACCAUAUUUGUUUGUUUUAAUUAUUUAACUUUUACCAUAUCUAUCCACACGAUUAUAGCACCACAUAUAACUCAGAAUUAAAAGCUACAAUGGACUGUCUUUAUUUCAUAUUAUUGUGCUCUUAAUAAAAUAGAAUAAACUUUUAUAUAAAGCUUAAGACCUGCAUAACACAUUUAGACCUACAGUAUAAUCAACCUCAACCUCAACCUACAAAAAUGUAAACUUGUUUGAUAUUAAGCCUAUCAAGAUCAUAAAAAAAAAAACUUGCUAUUCCAGUAAACUAUUCUGAAUCCUGAAAGGACAUUUAUACCUGGAGAUUGGCUAGCGUGUGAUCACCUGAAGUACAUAACCUGCAUGCUACAAUAGUCAUAUUUACCUGUGGGGAAAUAUGGCAAGCUGUUUUAACAUUUAAUGCUUUUGUUUGACUCUACAUAAUUAAAUUGUCGAUAGUUCCAAUUCCGUUUUUUUUAUAUAUAUAUAUAUAUAUAAGUUAUAAGCUAUUUUCCAUUGUAUACAUCACAAUUAUAAUUUGACAAAUGAGAGUGGUAAUUAGUGGUACAUCUAAAUAGGCUACCAUUUGACUUUUGUCUCCAUUAGCCAUUAGAUCAUCCAAACAUUUAAAUAAUAAUUUAUUCACCCUCAUGUCAUUCCAAACCCUUAUUAAUUUCUUCUGCAGAACACAAAAUGUUUUGAACUUUUUGACUCUUUCCUGAAUGUAUGCCAAAGUGGUUUUAUUGUGUUCACUUAUUUAACAGCUAUUACAAAGAUAUGAUAUUGACAUUUUUAUUUGGAGGAUAGAAUUUGAGACAUUUCUGAAUUAAGAGUUUGAAACCAACAUACAAAAUCACUGCUAGAGAAAACAAGCAGUUGUGUAAUUGGAAUUGGGACCCAAAACCUUUGUUACUGAGAUAUAGCCUUUGUGACAACUAGCCCUGGUCUCCCCAAUUUUAAGAGGCAGUGCCAAAACUGAUAAUGUCCAAUCUGAUAAUUUUACAUAAAUUACAUUACUUGUGUGGCAGAAUAGCAUUAAUAUUCUUAAAACAUUCUAUUUUUUCGUUCUCCACAAAUGUAGGCAAUUAAAAGAUUAUUCCUUGUUCGAUACAAGUUAAGCUCAAUCGACAGCAAUUAUAGCAUAAUGUUGAUUACCACAAAAAAAAAAAAAAAAAAAAAAUUCAACUUGUCCCUCCUUUUCUUUAAAGAAAGCAGAAAUCUGGGUUUCAGUGAGGCACUUACAAUAGAAGUGAAUGGGUCUGAUCCAUAAACAUUAAAAUACUAUAGCCUACUAUACUACAGCCCCAAGAAACAAUUUGCAUGUUAACAUGAUUUUAGUGUAAUAAAAUUGCUUACUAUCCUUUUAUGUGUAAAGUUAUAUCCAAUUUUACAGCAAUUUUCAAUUUUAUUUUAUUUUAUUAAUUUUUGCAGCUGUAACGCUGCAAGCCAUAAAACCCUAAAAUAACUGUAAAAACGAUGAUUUAAACAACUUUACAGCUCAAAAAAAAAAAAAAAAAACUCCACAAGUUUUAGCAGAAGAAUUGAAGGGAUAGUUCAUCCAAAAAUGAAAAUUCUCAUUAUUUACUCGCCCUCAUGCCAUCUCAGAUGUGUUUGACUUUCUUCUGCAGAACACAGACAAAGAUUUUAGAAGAAUAUUUCAGCUCUGCAGGUCCAUACAAUGCAAGUGAAUGGUGAUCAGACAUUUUUAGCUCCAAAAAUCACAUAAAGGAAACAAAAGUAAUCCAUAUGACGCCAGUGUAAAAAAAAAGACUUACAUUUGUAUCUGUUUCUCACCCACACCUAUUUAGUAAACUAUUUUACAGGGAUGUGUACAAAAUGUUAAGAAAAUGUAAAGAAAAGGGUCCACUUUUUUUGUGUGUGUUUUCAGAUACCAUAUAUGAACAUAUUCCAAUUGGAUUAAGUAAAAAAAAAAAAACAUUAUGUAAUCCCUGACAAAAGUUCAUGAUAAUUAGACAUGGUACAUAAUGGACUGCAUGAGAACAGCAACAAUAAUAUUAAAGGUGCAGUAUGUAAGAUUCAGAAACCCUUGUUAUUAAUGACACCUGUGGCCGUUAAGUGAACUGCAGCCAGCUACCUGUUGCUCGUGCUCGUGUACACACUCCAUAGUGACACCAGCAUCGGCCAAAACAAUAACGUAAGGUACAAAGAGUCUGAACGUGAUUCACCGACAUCAUGCUGACAGAUGAGGUAGCAUAAUUAAAAUUACACAGUUAUGAUUGUUUUACUACAAACUUUGAGACUGUAUAUUAUAUUAGAUUCUCCAGUGCUGGAACAGGGCUUAAACAAAGUGUGGAUAUAGGUCUGACCAUGCGAGACUGUAGUUUGAAGUAAUCACUUUUCUUUGCAUGAUACAUUGACUGCAUUUAUUCGAUAGCUAUGUCAGCAUUAGCUAGCUAGCCAGCUUUAUCAAUAGCUGUUAGCUAAAUUUGGUGGAUGAUGACAGUAUCUGUUUAUAAAAUAGACUGUACAUUAUAAAUAUGUUGAGACAAUUCAGUACUGAUGUGAUUCCAUCACAACUCUCAUUCUGAUAUAUCAAUGCACUAUUGUUUUAUAAGAAUAGAUUGUAUAUAUUUUCUAUAUAACCAAGUUAUGUUACACUAAUUAAUGGGUCUUUUUGCAUUAUCUUGAACACUGUCUAGCAUUCAUUUCAUGUGUUAUUGUAGUUUACCUUGCUGAAUAAUUACAGAUUAACAUUGAUUAUUACAGUUACUGUGCAGGCAAGAUCAAGUUAGCUAAAAUUACACAGAUCAAUCAUUAUGGCACUAUAUUUCACAUGCUUUGCAUUUACCUGUCCAAUAAGAAGAAUGCCAAUUCAGGGUCGGUUUUGAUCCCUCCAGGAAUCAAAUGCCCUGCUGAUGUUCACUCUAGUUUUUGCUCGACCACGAUCACGUUCCCACUUAGCCAGAUGGGAUUCAGUAGAUUAAUGUUUUUUUGGGGGGGACUUACUCUGAGUUUGUGUAGGAGUCGGUGUUGUGCUGGGAGCCGGACAUUUGCUGGAUUCCAUCUCUAAGAUAAAGUUACUUAGUAUUGCAGUUUGUUGUCGCUGUUGAAUAGCAGAAGAGAAGCACUGAGGCAAGGCUCUCGGGAGCAUGCAUAAAUGUCACAUCCUUUGGAUUUUUCUGACAAAACCGACCCACUCCCUUCGCAUGAAAAUCAGUCUACAGGCUUUAAUAGGCAACCUAGGAAGUCCGAGAAGGGCUCAUUUUUUAAGUUGCGUUACAAGCCGUUCACACAUUGGCAAAAAAAAAGGCAAAUAUUACAUGAAAAGUGUUAAAUAUUGCACCUUUAAUUAUUGGGGGGGACCUUUUCACCAUAUAUAAAAAUGUCUAUUGUGGUUACGGCCUGUCGAAAUCUGCAAAAUGG